UGGACAUGAAUAGAGUUUCACAUCGGUUUGCCUAGUAACGGCGGUUUUCAUUAGUUCGUUUGAUUAAUAGGUUAUUUCAGAAUCAAUGCAUUGCGUAAUGGAUCUCAUUCAAGGCAUAUCUCCUUUACCAGUAAUGAGAUUCACUCCACAAGAACAUCCUGUAUUUUCUAAAUACUCGUGUGUUUGCGACUGCGCUACAGUUUGGACAAUUGUAUUGGCAGAGAAUUGGAGGGAGAAACGAGAAACUUUAUUUUCGAAUUAUAAAGAAAACGUUACGUCGACGUAUAACGUGAUCCAUUCGUAUGGCCAUAACGUCAGAAACGAGGAAGCGCGAAAGAGCGGUGGAAGAGCAUCAGUGAAAUUGGAUAGUUUAUGGUCAGCCGCGUCCGAAACAAACACGCUAGAAACAUUAUCUCUCCAGAAAACUUCUUACAGGAAAAUCGAGGGCAAUAAAAAUGUGCCAAAUUUGUAUCUCUUCGGGCAUCUAAAAUUCUAAUAAGACACCAUGUAAAUAUCUUAGAGUAUCGUGAAAGUGCAAACAGUUAUGGCAAAUAUGGCGGCGAAGUAGUAAAAAGCGAAUUAAAACUUUUUAACUUCAAACAGAAAUGCAAGUGCUAUUUUAUAAACAAAAGUCGAUAUUUAUAUAGCGUGUAGAAGCGUGUUGCUGAAAUUGUUAACGAUAAAAUUCGAUAAAUUAGGGUAAAGUAUUACAAUGCCAAUAUUCCAUGAAAUACGUCUCUAAUUGAAUUUUAAGUAUUUCACUUACAUUUUCUACAACUUUCCCAUUACAUUUACCACAGAUGAUAUCGUACUUACAGAACAAUGUUAUAUUAGAGUUUCAGGUGUGCAAAGAAGUACAAAUUUGGCAUUCCCUCACCAUCCUCCUUUGACAUUGCCGAUCGAGUUGCUUUUGUGCACAGUCUGUUCUUCAAUCAGUCAUGCCACGUAUCUUAAACUCUCUGCCAACAACGCAUUGAAGAAUCUUAAGAGUUGCCUGUAACGAAAGUAACUGCCUUCUUCGAUGAUAUUUCUCUUCCUCGAGCAUUUUCAAAUAUCCAUCCUACGAUGAUAACCGUGUUGUACGACUUUCAUUAAAGGUGGCUGCUCGUCACUGGGAACUCGAGAUUAUUCCAAACUAUGUAUAACACGCUGUCAACCCCGUAAUCCAGCCGUGCAACUUUCGUUGACAGUAAAAUCGACGUGCCAUAAACUCGUUUCAAACUGUUCUGUCUUAAGACAGUUCUAAAGACGAGGGCGGCGUUAGCCGAGGUAAUGAAGCGGUGAAGUGCUUUUCCUCAAGCUCGAAGACUGAGAAGACAUUUAUCACGUUCUAGACGUUCGUUCUAGACGUUCACGCUGCAUCGUGCUCCCCUUUAACAAUAGUUCCCUGUAUCUACUGUAUACAUUAGUUAGAGAGAAGAAUACAUUAGUCGCGAACAAUACAUUAGUUAGAGAGAAGAUGGUACGGGCUAAUGAAAAGAACAUUUGGUAAUAGCGAGCAGUUUGCACGAUAUCAAUAUCGUUCUUCCUUUCUAUUGUUCAAACUUUAGUACGUUGCGAGAGGCUACCUAAAAAGCUGCAGUAUCGUAAAAAAAUGUCUCACACAAUUAUAGAUAUUAUUAUCGCGCGAGAAAACUGCUCAGGACAAAGUUAAACCAUUUCGAGUGGUACAUGUAUCGGUGGGAAGAAUGUCUUUCUCAAGGUCAUUUCUCUAUGACGAUUUUAGAGUCACCGAUAUAUUUUUUAAUGGAACCCCAUAUUUCGAUACGUUUUCUUAUCCUCUGUACAAAAGUAUCGAGCUACUUGCCAGAUUAUUAAGUUCGAGGAACAAUUUGCGGAAUCAUUCUUUGAGAUUAUGAGAACACACGGUGAUACGGAAUCAAGAGACGAGGCUCUCUGCAAAUAGAUAAUUUUCCUUUUCUUUGUUAAAUCGUUCUAUGUAAGGUCUCUUGGUUUACGAUCAUUCGGAAUAAAAGCUAAUACAAAUCCGAUAGCAGUAUCGCGUUACAGUUAGCGGAGACUGGCGACGAGAACUGGGAAAACGGUAUAGGUGAAUUUUAGCGUGUUUCGUUUCACAGUUUCGUGCGUGCAUCCGUCACGGCUCAAAAUUGUUUAGAGCUUAGAAAACGUUGGCGCAGCGUUCUCGCGUGAUUUUCGCGCCUUUGUCCCGAGCCGUUGUGAUCUACGGGCAAUCAGAAAUCGGAAGCGGAAAGGAGAGGAGUCAUACUUUAAGAUUUACGGACUCUUUCUUUUCCAAACGAUCACGCGCGUACACGCUGUACCCGGUAAAAAUCGUCGAAGCUCGUGAGAAUCCACCAAUACGUCGUAAACGCUCCGUUUGAUCGAAUCGAACGCUUGUAUUUACUUAUUUCGGCCUGACGGGAAUUGAACUUGGCUUUACGCACUUCGUAAGCGUACGACGAAACUACAUCCGAAGCUGAUAACCGGUGUAGCAUAAAUGUAAAUUUCGAGAACCUUUGGAACAACUUGAUCGCGCAGGCCAAUUUUUGCUUCUUCGAUUACGCGAGUAAAUUGGACAUUUUUGUUCAAAGGCCUAGAUAGUUCAAGGUCAAAUUUGGAUUACGGGCAUAGAAGUAGCGUGUAAGUAAUUAGUAUAAUCAUCCGACAACACUAUUCUCAGUAACACGAUAUGGUUAAUACGAUCGAUUUAAUUGGUCUAUGGAUGAUAUACGAUACGAAAAAGGUACACAAUGCGUACGAUUUAUUAAUGAGGUGUCAUCGAGUAAUACACGUAUGUAUAUUUAUUCACGUUGUUCCAAAUAUCUUACAGCGGCGGUCUGUAUAUACGUGUAGCACGAAUAUAUUUCAUGCUUAUGGAGGAAGUAAUAAUUGUUUAUCAUGGAACAUAAAUUCGCCUGUAUCGUAACGAAUACCGCACUCUGACGAAAUUAUGAGCUUCUAUAAUUUCUGGCCACGUCUUUCUAUUUUGCCAAGGUUGCUGGCAAUUUUUCGAAACAGGAUAAUAAUACAAAUAUGGCAUUUUUACACCACAGAGUUCUUAGAACGACGCCUUGUUAGAAUUUUAGGCGCCUCGAGGGACACAAAUUUUGCAUCUCUUCGUCAUCCUCCAUCAUCAGGUACUGAAACACUGUUAAUCGUUGUCCUAAUUGUUAUCAAUCAUACUACGACAUACAUUUCAAACUUCUCUGUCAAAUAUCUCUAAAUUUUUCAGCGAGAGAAAACAGCAACAAGGAACAGCUCUUCUAUGAGAAAAAGAUUUUAUCUUUAUUCGUGGUAGCGUCUAGUAAGGUGGAAUUCGCGCGGGUUCUCCCGCUUUGGUCCUAUGUAGCUUUCCUAUUGAAUGUUUGAUAAGAAAGCCGAGCAGCUUGCGACCAUUUCAAUACGUAUAUACACGUAUCGGGGAAAUACGUGAGAAAUGGUUCUAUUCAGCGUGGCAACGUCAGAGAAACGUGUUACCAGUGUUUGAAAACCUGCACGAUCCGGUUUCGAGGCGAGCAAAGGGGAAAAUGGAAUUCGCCGGAAACGAGAAGCAUUCGUGAGAUUCGACGGAACGAAAAGGUGGCCAGAGUGACGUGUUCUUCUUUCGAUUUUCGAUUUCAGAAGCUUCCACGCCCGCUGCAAGUUACUUCUAUAGGAGUUGUAAGACCCGACCAAGUUGUUCAGUGGGGACAGAGUUUUAUUGUUCGAGCUUUGAGAUUGUUAUUUGUUGGAAGGAAAUGUGAGAUAAUGUCCUUUUCUUUUCAUGGAAUAAAUUCGCCUGAAAUUUCUCUAAAGAAUAAAUUACCACUGUCCGGUGGAUUUUGCUUGAAAUCGAACUUACGAGCUUCCAUCCAAAGUUUCAUGAAAUUAAGCAGAAUCUUAUGAAUCACAUAAGUAAUUAUAAAACACCAGCGUAUUUGUCGUAAAUAAAAUACAAACAAUCGUUUGUUAUGCAGAACGUCUCGGCUGAAUGAGUCAAUUGUUUCAUACGAUCGUAAACAAAGCAGACAUCUAGCUGAUCUCAUCUAGCCGAGACACCCUGUACUUCAAAAUCUCUUUGUACGUAUAAUAUUAGGUCGUCCGACGAGUUGCUUUCGUUUUAUACAGAAACGAUGGAUGCACAACAUUUUCGAUUUUAUAUUAUUUUAU
Molecule: messenger RNA, 4110 nt
Organism: Bombus impatiens (common eastern bumble bee)
Lineage: Eukaryota; Metazoa; Arthropoda; Insecta; Hymenoptera; Apidae
Exons: 4
Coding region: 86-496 (136 amino acids)
Source: RefSeq, a predicted model, not a curated record